Messenger RNA from Tarenaya hassleriana, 1886 nucleotides. RefSeq names its product thiamine biosynthetic bifunctional enzyme TH1, chloroplastic. The transcript has 10 exons. Bases 116 to 1669 code for a protein of 517 amino acids. Gene Ontology annotation, biological process: thiamine biosynthetic process. The record is from RefSeq and is a predicted model, not a curated record. Lineage: Eukaryota; Viridiplantae; Streptophyta; Magnoliopsida; Brassicales; Cleomaceae. Gene Ontology annotation, cellular component: chloroplast. Gene Ontology annotation, molecular function: phosphomethylpyrimidine kinase activity; thiamine-phosphate diphosphorylase activity; hydroxymethylpyrimidine kinase activity.
CGUCGUCGCUAUCGCCAUCGUCGACCGCCGAAGCUCCGGAGAGUCUUCACCAAGAAAAUUUGCUUCAAUUGAAAUUAGUUUGCAUAUCAAUUGCUUUGGGUCUGAACAUUCAUGAAUGAAGGUCUCUUGUAUCGGUUCACUGUCUCAGGGGAAGGAUCUCUGUUCUCUCAGAUGCACGAUGACAAUGGAGAGUAGAAAGGCGGCGGCCCAGGUGCUGACGGUGGCUGGGUCGGACUCGGGUGCAGGGGCGGGAAUCCAGGCUGACCUCAAAGCUUGUGCGGCACGAGGUGUGUAUUGUGCCUCUGUCAUCACGGCAGUUACCGCCCAGAACACUCACGGAGUUCAAGAUAUCCAUCUUCUCCCUCCACAUUUCGUUUCUCUCCAGUUAAAAUCUGUCCUCUCGGACUUCCAAAUCGAUGUCGUGAAAACUGGUAUGCUGCCAUCCCCUGAGAUCGUCGAGGUUCUUCUUCAAAAUCUUUCAGAGUCCCCCGUUCGCGCUUUAGUUGUUGAUCCUGUCAUGGUAUCUACAAGUGGGCACAUACUUGCUGGUCCUUCUAUUCUCUCCAUUUUUCGAGAGAAGCUGCUGCCAAUUGCUGACAUAAUUACCCCGAACUUAAAAGAGGCAUCUGCCUUACUUGAUGGCAUGCAGCUUCAGACAGUAGCUGACAUGCGGUCUGCAGCAAAGCUUAUACGUGAUAUGGGUCCUAGAUUUGUACUUGUCAAGGGUGGUGAUCUUCCUGACUCGUCAGAUUCAAUAGAUGUUUAUUUUGAUGGUGAGGAAUUCCAUGAACUUCGUUCGCCUCGAGUAAAAACGAGCAAUACCCAUGGUACUGGUUGCACUUUGGCCUCAUGUAUUGCAGCAGAGCUUGCAAAAGGUUCUUCAAUGCUGUCAGCAGUUAAGGUGGCUAAACACUACGUCGAGACUGCUCUAGAUUACAGCAAAGAUGUCGUCAUUGGCAGUGGAAUGCAAGGACCCUUUGACCAUUUUCUAAAUCUUAAGAGGAACCACAAAAGUUCUCCUUGCAGAAAAUUCAAUCCGGAUAGCUUGUUUCUGUAUGCUGUUACAGAUUCUAGAAUGAACAAAAAGUGGGGUCGGUCCAUGGUGGAUGCAGUUAAGGCUGCUAUAGAAGGAGGUGCGACAAUCAUACAACUAAGGGAGAAGGAGGUUGAAACGCGGGAAUUUCUUGAAGUUGCGAGAUCAUGUCUUCAGAUAUGUCGGUCUAGUGGAGUUUCUUUGCUGAUCAAUGACAGGAUUGAUGUCGCCCUUGCUUGUGAUGCUGACGGAGUUCCUGCUGAUGUGGUUCGAUCUCUUCUUGGCCCCGAAAAGAUUAUCGGGGUAUCGUGCAAGACACCAGAACAAGCCUAUCAAGCAUGGAAAGACGGUGCCGACUACAUUGGCAGUGGAGGUGUUUAUCCAACAAACACCAAGCAGAACAACCUAACCAUAGGACUGGAUGGACUGAAAACCGUGUGUAUGGCGUCAAAGUUACCCGUUGUUGCGAUAGGAGGCAUCGGGGUUUCAAAUGCCCGGGAUGUAAUGCAGGUCCGUGCCCCUAACCUGAAAGGAGUAGCGGUAGUAUCGGCCUUGUUUGAUCGGGACUGCAUUCUGACCGAGGCCAAGAAGCUUUGCCAAAUGCUUAAAGAGGUGGAAAAUGGACUCGACCAAUAAUGAGAAAGACGGCCAUGGCUUGUAAGUGUCUUGUGAGGCCUUUGUUUCCGAGAUGUUAGAGAGUUGAUAAGAAUAAAUAACAGCCAUGGUUUGUGUAAUUAGGACAUGAAGUCUAAGGUUCGAUUCUUGUUACAGAGAUGAAUUCAUCAUCUUUGGACACUGCAACUGUGAAUCUUUGUUCUUUUGAAUAAAUAUGCAGUUUUUAUUUGUCGGAUAA